Molecule: messenger RNA, 660 nt
Organism: Dictyostelium discoideum AX4
Lineage: Eukaryota; Evosea; Eumycetozoa; Dictyosteliales; Dictyosteliaceae
Gene: eIF3s1
Product: eukaryotic translation initiation factor 3 subunit 1
Exons: 3
Coding region: 1-660 (219 amino acids)
Source: RefSeq, a predicted model, not a curated record
AUGUCAGAUUGGAGUGACCUUCAAAAAGAUAAAUGGAUUAAUGAAAAUAGAGAAGUUGAAGAAGUUGAUGCAUGGGAUGCAUCAUCAGAAGAUGAAGUAGAAAAAGUUGAAGAAGAAAUUAAAGAACCACCAAAACCAGUUGUUAAACAAUUAACAAAGAAACAAGCAUUGCAAAGAGCAAUUGAAUUAAAAGAAAAAGAAUUAAAAGAACCACAAGGUGACUUUGAUAUUUAUUUAGAAGAGAAAAGAAAGAAAGAAUUACAAGAAGCAUCUGAUUUAGAAAACAGUAAAAAUUUAUUCUCUGGUUUAUCCGUUAAAGAAUCAUCAUCAGGUGAACCAAUUUCAACUUUUAUUCCAAAAACUGAAAAAGAUUUUGAACAAUAUUCUCAAAUCGUUUCUGAUUAUUUAUUAAAAUAUGAUUCAUCAAUUCAUUAUGCUACUUUCUUUAAAUCAUUAAUGAAAAAAGUUUUAGUUAAUGUAUCAUCAUCAGAUAUGAAUGAUAUUUCAAAAACUUUAACAGUUUUAAUUAAUGAAAAAUUAAAGAAUGAAAAAUCUGGUAAAGGUGGUAAUAAAACAAAAACAAAGGUUGCACCAAAAAAGAUUCACAUGGGAAAUGAAUUACAAAACUAUGAUGAUUUUGAUGAUGAUGAUUUUAUGUAA